Messenger RNA from Haliotis rubra (blacklip abalone), 455 nucleotides. RefSeq lists its product as uncharacterized. The record is from RefSeq and is a predicted model, not a curated record. The transcript has 4 exons. Lineage: Eukaryota; Metazoa; Mollusca; Gastropoda; Lepetellida; Haliotidae. Gene Ontology annotation, molecular function: serine-type endopeptidase inhibitor activity. Bases 17 to 379 code for a protein of 120 amino acids.
ACAAAGUGUAGUUUGUAUGCGACGCACAGAGAUAAGCUGCUUCUAUACGUCACUGUUUGUUCAGUUCAAGAUGGCGGUUUCUCAUGUCCUUGCGGUCUUUGUGUUGCUGGGAACCUUGGUCUGCAGCAUUCCACAUUCUCGAAGAGGGAGUUGUCUUCUCCUUUGUGGGGAUUCUGUCAACAGAGGCUGCCCCACUGGUUAUGCCUGCAAGUCGAAUGGGUGCGGGGCUGAGUGCUUCAGAACAACAUACACACAACCUGCAGGGUGUCCAGUAUUUGACUGCCAACUUCGCUGUCCACUGGGUUACGUCAGAGACUCUAAGGGCUGUGAAUCCUGCAAAUGUGACUAUUCCGCUUUAGCAAUAGCACCUGGAAAGUGAACCGCUUUCAAAGCAGGAACUCUCAUAUUAUCCACGUUAAUCCUGUACUAUUGGACCCAUAAAUAGUUUUGCAUUA